Molecule: messenger RNA, 1739 nt
Organism: Macrobrachium nipponense
Lineage: Eukaryota; Metazoa; Arthropoda; Malacostraca; Decapoda; Palaemonidae
Exons: 6
Coding region: 168-1358 (396 amino acids)
Biological process (GO): protein ubiquitination
Molecular function (GO): zinc ion binding; ubiquitin-protein transferase activity
Source: RefSeq, a predicted model, not a curated record
CCAUUAAACAAUCCCGCAACCGGUCAGGGUUGGGGUCAAGUCUUCUUUCGUAUUGUUUGUUUCGUUGUUAUAAUCUCCGUUUUCGUUAUUAAUCUGAGUGUUAACCAAAUUUUAUUUGGGAGGUGUUUACGUCUGUUAAUUGAUGAAGAGUGUCGGUAUACAUAAAAAUGGAGUUGGAGAGCCACAGUCAACCAUGUUCAACCUUCAAGAAGAGAAGCUUGUCCGAGAGCUACUUGAGAGACGGGUGUGGAAUCGAUUUUCCCUUUCGCAAAAUCUCAGUCGAUGACAGUUACUUGAUUUUAACAAGUCAGAAUGAUACCCGGGAUUGUCCUUUAGAAAUAGCUGAUCUGACUGAUAUAGACCUCACUUGUCCAGAUGAUACUAUUGUAGCCAGUGCAAGUACUGGGAUGUCUCUCUCGCAUUCUGUGAAUCGCUUGGGCAUAAAUGAAAUGCACCCAUUUGCACUGGAAUUAACUUCAAAUGGUAAUGCUAAUUUUGAAGUUAUGUCAAAAUUACCUCUUGGAGAAUCCAACUUGAACAUUACUAUGGCAAGCUGUGGUACCAUGUGUCGCAUUUGCCUUGAAGGUGAUGGCCAAGAAGAGUUGAUAUCACCAUGCAAAUGCAGUGGCUCUCUGGCACUCAUUCAUAAGAGCUGCCUGGAAAAGUGGUUGAAUUUAUCCAACUGCGACACUUGUGAAUUGUGUCGUUACGUCUUUACUGUUGACCGCACGCCCAAACCUUUUUGGCAGCUUGCGUUGUGCAAUAACAGAGAGUUGAGGAGAUCUGUGGCCAUAGACUUCCUCUGCUUCAUGAUUUUGACACCUCUGGUAGCCAUGUCGUUGUAUCUUUGCGUCAGCACUGCAAUAUUUUACAAAAAUAAUGCUGAGAACCACGAGAAAGUCGUACCAAUACAUCUGGAACCAAGCUAUUGGAAAGCAUGGGAGGUCCAACAAAUUUUGAGGGAUCAUAGAAACCUCACUGCCAAAACAGAGGGUAGCGAAUCUUCCAAAACUGGUCCUGCCUGGGAUAUAAUUGGUCUCUCUUUACUAGCUGUAAUUCUUGUUGCCAUAUAUUUAUCUUGGCUGAUUGCUGCUGCUGUUUAUUACACAAGAAUUCUGAGAGUUUGGCGCCAUGCUAACCAGGAACUUGUUUUGUCCGAAAAUCACCGGAGACCGAGCUGCUUUUCUGUUUUAAGUAAUACUUACCAGCAGAUGGAAGAAGUAGACAACCAUGAAAACAUAUCGCCAGUAAUUAGUUCUCAUGGAACUAUCCCUCGUAUACAUGUAGAAGAUGCAGAUUUGCCAAACCCUACUAAUUCAGUAGAUAUAGAAUCUAGAAGAGCAUCUAGAAGAGAUUAAAUACUUUAAUAUAUUAAUCUCCAAAUGAUGAUGGUGCUGAAUGUGAUGAGGCGAGUCACAUGACAAAUUGAUGUUCAUAUAAGCUUGAUUUUAACAAGGGGGCCAACUGGAUACAUUGGAUAUGCAAUUAUGCUUCAGUCUCUUUGAAAGGGAUACUUAAUAUUGUACCUCUUAAUGUUUAAGUAUUUUAAUCCUAAUUUAAUUGAGCUAAAUUUUUUUUGUUAAUAUUGUGUAACUUAAUGACUGGUAUUUUAUCCUGAAUCAUAAUUUGAGAUAUAAUUAAUUUUAUCAGUUUAAAUGUAACUUUAAUGACUAAAAAUUUUAUCUUGGCUUGAUUUUGGAACAUGUAUUCUGUUUUAUUAAUAAAGACAUAAGAAUUUU